Molecule: messenger RNA, 991 nt
Organism: Zingiber officinale
Lineage: Eukaryota; Viridiplantae; Streptophyta; Magnoliopsida; Zingiberales; Zingiberaceae
Product: transcription factor TCP13-like
Exons: 2
Coding region: 196-792 (198 amino acids)
Cellular component (GO): nucleus
Molecular function (GO): sequence-specific DNA binding; DNA-binding transcription factor activity
Source: RefSeq, a predicted model, not a curated record
AUUGCUUGCCCUUUGAACAGGCACAAACAUCCACCACAAGUAUGCAAAUGGACUGCCUUUUCUUCCCUCUUUUAGGGUUCCUGCUAAUCCAGCAUCUCUCAAAGGCGUUGCUUGUGGUUUGAGAUCUGUGAUCAAACACAAAUACUUCGAGGCGAUCAAACUUGGAAGACCUUACAAUUUUUCCCAAAUUUUAAGAUGAUCCAAUCUUCAAGAGAAGGUGCUGAUGAUCACAAGGGCCAGCCGAGUUCUUCGAGAGCGAAUUGGCCGGCGCUCAAGAACCCUAGAAUCGUGCGGGUGACACGAGCCUUCGGGGGCAAGGACCGGCACAGCAAGGUGAGAACGAUCAGAGGGCUAAGGGACCGACGGGUGCGGCUAUCGAUGCCGACGGCCAUCCAGCUGUACGACCUUCAAGAUAAGCUAGGGUUUAACCAGCCCAGCAAAGUGGUGGACUGGCUCAUCAAUGCUGCUCAGCAUGAGAUCGACAAGCUCCCCCCACUCGAGAUGCUGCAGGGGGACCCUACGAUCUUCUCAUGGGUUCCUCCAACGGCCAACCCUGACAUCUCGAGCAUCAGCACACAUGAUCACCUAAAUUUAGGGCAUCCAGGUGUUGGAUGGGAGAACAGUAGUAGUGAUCAGGCCACAUAUAAUCCCUACACCUUCCAAUUGGAGAACAACACUACUAACGGUUCCCUUCCCAUAACAAUUCUUGCUUCAUAUUUGGCUGCUGCAUCAAACAAUGUGGAAGCGAAGCAGCAGUAUGCAUGGCCACAUUCUGAUCAGCUCUUCAAAUGAUCAUGCAUGAUUUCACAAGUCUGCACAAGAUGAUCAGAAAUUGAAUCAAGUACUAUAUAUUUCGAUAUAAUAAAGCUUUUGGCAUGCAAUGAAGUGAUGAUGAUGAUGAUAUAUAUAUUUAUGUCAUGUAUAGUUAUCGGUUUGGAAGAUACAGUUGUAUUUACAUGCAUUCAUAUAUAUCUUAUUGAAUUGAAUCUCA